CGUACCGCCCGGUCCCAGCGCCCGCCCUUCUCGAGCAGCGAAGUGUCUCGUGACCAUGGGCGUAUCCCAGACGGCCUGAGAGCGACGCUGUCUAUGACCAGUUCCUCCUCAGUUCUGAACCGCUCUCGUCCCAUGGCGUCGGAGCUCUCCCGGGUCAAUGUUAAGUGACGUCUGCUCCUGAUCCCAAGCCUGUGCUGGGACCUCUGGGUGUACAGGGUCAGAUCCUCGCGCGUGAAUAUAAAGAAGCCCUGGUCCUUUGGGGGGGGCUCUGUGGAGUUACACCGCAGGUCACCACCUCCCGAGUUCCGACAGAUUCGCGGGAGCUUCAGAAAGUGGGCCUUCUGGUAGAAGGAGUGUUUGGGUCUGAGGGCUCAGGGGAGGAGGGCUGGGCCUGGGGCCUCAGGCAGGAGUCUGGCCUGGGAACUUGAGAAACGAGCCUGCUGGAAUCGCUCUGCCUUCCCUACCAAGGGUCUGAAGACAUAGACCCAUCUGUAUCUCUGCCAUGGGAGCCUUGGAGGCCCUCUUUUUGGCAUUGGCUGCAGGCCUGAGCACUGCCAGUCCACCUAACAUCCUGCUGAUCUUUGCUGAUGACCUGGGCUAUGGAGACCUAGGCUCCUAUGGGCACCCCAGUUCCACCACCCCCAACCUGGAUCAGUUGGCUGAAGGGGGACUGCGGUUCACAGAUUUCUAUGUGCCUGUAUCUCUGUGCACACCAUCUCGGGCUGCCCUCUUGACUGGCCGGCUCCCAGUUCGAUCAGGCAUGUACCCUGGAGUUCUGGGGCCCAGUUCCCAAGGGGGCCUGCCCCUGGAGGAGGUGACUCUGGCUGAGGUCCUGGCUGCUCGAGGUUAUCUUACAGGGAUGGCUGGCAAGUGGCAUCUUGGAGUGGGACCAGAGGGGGCCUUCCUGCCACCGCAUCAGGGCUUCCAUCGAUUCCUAGGCAUCCCAUAUUCCCAUGACCAGGGUCCCUGUCAGAAUCUAACCUGCUUUCCACCAGACAUCCCCUGCAUUGGUGGCUGUGACCAAGGCCUGGUUCCCAUCCCAUUGCUGGCCAACCUGUCUGUGGAGGCCCAGCCCCCUUGGCUACCUGGACUAGAGGCUCGUUAUGUGUCUUUCUCCCGAGACCUCAUGGCUGAUGCCCAGCGCCAGGGCCGACCAUUCUUCCUGUACUACGCUUCCCACCACACCCACUACCCUCAGUUCAGUGGACAAAGCUUCACAGGUCGAUCAGAUCGUGGGCCAUUUGGGGACUCCUUGAUGGAGCUGGAUGCAGCUGUAGGGGCCUUGAUGACAGCUGUGGGGGACCUAGGUCUGCUCGGAGAGACACUGGUCAUCUUCACUGCAGAUAAUGGUCCUGAGUUGAUGCGUAUGUCCAGUGGUGGCUGUUCUGGCCUCUUGAAAUGUGGAAAAGGAACAACUUUUGAAGGUGGUGUCCGAGAACCUGCCUUGGUCUUCUGGCCAGGCCACAUUACUCCUGGUGUAACCCACGAGCUGGCCAGCUCUCUGGACUUCCUGCCCACCCUGGCAGCCCUGACUGGGGCUCCAUUGCCCAAUAUCACCUUGGAUGGUGUUGACCUCAGCCCCUUGCUGCUAGGCACAGGCAAGAGCCCACGGACAUCUGUCUUCUUCUACCCACCAUACCCAGACGAGAUCCAUGGGGUCUUUGCUGUGCGGAAUGGGAAAUACAAGGCUCAUUUCUUCACCCAGGGCUCUGCCCACAGUGACACCACUUCAGAUCCUGCCUGUCAUGCUACCAACCCUCUUACCGCUCAUGAGCCCCCAUUACUUUAUGACUUGUCUGAGGACCCUGGUGAGAACUACAAUCUUUUGGAAAGUGGGGACGAGGUCUCCUCAGAAGCUCUACAAGCUCUGAAGCAACUUGAGCUACUCAAGGCCCAGUAUGAUGCAACUGUGACCUUCAGCCCCAGCCAGAUAGCCAAGGGUGAGGACCCUGCCUUGCAGAUCUGCUGUCAGCCGAGCUGCACUCCCCACCCAGUCUGCUGCCGCUGCCCAGAUUCCCAGUCCUGAGGGUCCUGGAGAAAUCACAGGGGUCCCCCCCACAAGGGUAGCCCAGGACCCCUAACUCUAUCCUGAGUGUGUGAUGGCUCACCAGAAGGGCAGGGGCAAGUGUGUAGUUUGUAUCUGGUAAUGUAAUAACAUCAGCUGAGACUUGCA
Phodopus roborovskii (desert hamster) is the source of this 2173-nucleotide messenger RNA. RefSeq names its product arylsulfatase A (gene Arsa). The coding region runs from base 503 to 2026 and encodes 507 amino acids. The record is from RefSeq and is a predicted model, not a curated record. NCBI's taxonomy places the organism in Eukaryota, Metazoa, Chordata, Mammalia, Rodentia, Cricetidae. The transcript is spliced from 8 exons. Gene Ontology annotation, molecular function: arylsulfatase activity.